ACACUAACAACCCGUGCUACCGGACUCCGGAUACAGUAUUAUAGACCUAUCUUUUACGACAACCAAAAACGACACACCAAACUAUUAUUUUUAUUUUAUAUUUUCGAGAGACAAGCUAGACUUAUUGUAUCAACUGUUUUCAUUGGACAAGAUGGAUGAUAGCCCUGUCAUAGAUAAAGAUGAUGAAGGUUUUGCUGACUGUGACAGUCCGGAAGAUGAUACCAUGGAAACCAAUCUUGCUGCUGAGGGAGAUGAUGAAGUAUUGAAUGGUCCACGAGCGACCGUGUAUUACCGUGUGCCAAUAUCUCCAACAGAGAAGGAACAACAAGGUGUAGACAUAUCUAAAGAGGAAAUUGAGGAGAUGAAAAAAAGUGAACCAUAUCAGAAAAAAAUAUCUACAUGUCAUUUAUGUAAACAAUGUUGGUUUGAGAACCGGUUUUCUAAACAUUGCCCGGAAUGUGGCGGAUACAGUCUGCAGCGACCUUGUGUUGUUUGUUCCGGUCAAUGUGAUCAAAUGUGGAGGAGGAAUAUUGCCAAGACACACACAUUCCACAAAGCUCACUGGGAAGGCCGUUGUGAUUUACCUUUAGAUAUUCAGCAGGCUUUAAUGCAGCAGUCGGAGACAAGUGAGAGUGAGAGAACUAUAUCUGACGGCCUGCAGUGUCUCUCUACAACAUAAUUACAUACACCAGUACAAUAAUGUGAUCUUAUUUAAUGAAAUGAACAUUCCUCAUGGUCGAAGAGUGAGAGGAAAUUUUGUUUAUCUCUGUUAAGGUCUGAAAUAGAAUACUGUUUGUUUGCCGUUUCGGACCAACUUGCCCAAAAAUGGGCUUUGUUUGUGAAUUCUUGUUUUGUUUCUAUGCGAAGAUAAUUUAAAAAAAGAACUUUAAAAGUAAAACUUUUGUUUGUAUUAGUAAUACCAUUAAAAAUAGACAUUCAAAUUGAAAUUCAGUAGUAAAAUCAAAAUUGUAUUUGUGUAUGUAUUUUCCAGCAUUAAGAUAGUGAUAUUUUAGAUUAUAUUUGAGUACUGGCUUUCAUAUUAUACAUAAUGUCUGACAGAAAAAAGAGAAGAAAAAUUUACCUACCAACCUAAAUCCAAAAAAUAUAAGUUUGAAAUGGCAAACAAACAUUUCUUUAAUGGUUGCCUAAUGUUUAGGAAAAUAUGUUACAAAAUGGAAAAAUGGUCUGCUGUGCAGAAUGUUAUAAAUAGGAUAGGGCUGUAUGUACGGAGAUGUGAAUUAUGAAUUAUAUUCUGCUUCAUGGUUUAUAAUAAUGUGUUGUUGAAUUUUUGUUUAAACUUGAAUAUAGGGUAUUAGUACCGUUAGAACCACUGUUCAUUGUCUACAGGCAUGGUUUUGAUAAAUAAUUAAUAUAUGGUUUUUACAAUGUCCAUAAGGUUGGUCAAUGAGUCCGGUUUUGUUUAACAAAAAAUACAUGCUUUUUGUGGUUUUCACAUGUGUAUCAGCCUGGUUUUUGUGUCUAGAUAUAUAUGGUUCUUUCACUGUUAUGUGUGGCUAUUUGCCUGGUUUUGUUCCAGAAAUAUAUGGUGAAUGCAUUGUUCAUUUGUCAACCAGCCUGGUUUUGUUAAACAAUAAAUAUAUGGCCAUGUGUUUGUCAGCAAGGUUUGCUUGUUGAAACGUUGAAAACUUGGACUAAAUUGACAUAUCUCAUUUUUUGCGUUUAAAUAUUUCUUUGAAUUGAAGAUAGUACGAAAAAGAUAUCCUAUUCAAUUUUCAUGCAGUAACUUCUUCUGACAAAUUUCUAUAUUCAUGUUUGCUUGUUUUUCUGGAUAUUUUUACACCAAUUUAACACAUUUUUGGCCAUAUGCCUGCGGGUGAUUCAUCUAACUGGCUUUCCAGAAUAACUAACCAGUAAUUAACUCAUUAUCAAUUUCUUCUCAUGUGACCAGCUACAUGUGUAGGUGGAAAUAUUCUCUUUUUUUAUGCUCCCCGAAAAAUUUCGGGGGAGCAUAUAGUCGGCGCCUUGUCCGUCUGUCCGUCUGUCCGUCCGUCCGUCUGUCCGUCCGUUGUCUUGUCCGGAGCAUAACUUGAAAACCCUUGGAGAUAAUUUGUUGAAACUUCAUACAGUGGUAGAGGGCAUCGAGGGGGAGUGCAGUGUCAAAGAACCAUAACUCUAUUUUGCCUGGUUUUUGAAUUAUCUCCCCUUAUAGAAAAAUCUUGUCCGGGGCAUAACUCUAAAACUAUAAGAGAUAUCAACAUGAAACAUUGUAGGUAGAUAGAUCUCAUUGAGUAGAGGUGCAGUGUCAAAGAACCAUAACUCUGUUAAGCCUUAUUUUUGAAUAAUCUCCCCUUUUAGAAAAAUCUUGUCCAGGACAUAGCUGUAAAACUAUAAGAGAUAUCAACAUGAAACUUUGUAGGUAGAUAAAUCUCAAUGGGUAGAUGUGCAGUGCACAAGAAUCAUAACUCUACCUUGCCUAAUUCUGGAGUUAUUGCCCUUUGUUUAUUUUUACUUUUUGAAUUGUCCAGGACAUAACUCGGAAAUCAUAAGAGAUAUCAUCAAGAAACUUUGUAGGUUGAUAGAUCACAUUGAUUACAAGUGCAGUGCAAAGAACUGUAACUCUGCCUUGCCUAAUUUUGGAAUUAUUGCACAUUGAACUUUUUCCACGGACAUAACUCUGAAACUACAAGAGGUGUACUUUCCUGUGUCCAAAACCUAUUCGGGGAGCAUCACCCGGCUCAAACCGGGCUCUUGUUUUUUU
Molecule: messenger RNA, 2719 nt
Organism: Ruditapes philippinarum (Manila clam)
Lineage: Eukaryota; Metazoa; Mollusca; Bivalvia; Venerida; Veneridae
Exons: 5
Coding region: 152-679 (175 amino acids)
Source: RefSeq, a predicted model, not a curated record